Molecule: messenger RNA, 976 nt
Organism: Pteronotus mesoamericanus
Lineage: Eukaryota; Metazoa; Chordata; Mammalia; Chiroptera; Mormoopidae
Gene: FAM110D
Product: family with sequence similarity 110 member D
Exons: 2
Coding region: 152-976 (274 amino acids)
Source: RefSeq, a predicted model, not a curated record
UGUCCCUCCAGCCCUCAGUCUGGCCCUGCCCAGGGUCCCCUGCAAUCAGCCUCCCCACACAGAGGCCCCAGGGAACCCCAGCCAAUUGCUCUCAGCAACUCAACUAGCCUCCAGUGGCUUAUGGGGCACUGUCCUGCCCAGUUCUGCUAAGAUGCUCCUGGCCUCUCCCUCCACCCCAUCCAGAGCACGGACCCCCAGCGCGGUGGAGAGGCUGGAGGCCGACAAAGCCAAGUAUGUCAAGACGCACCAGGUGAUAGCGCGACGCCAGGAGCCAGCCCUGCGCGGGGGUUCGGGGCCGCUUACGCCGCACCCCUGCAAUGAGCUGGGGGCCCCUGCAUCACCCAGGACGCCCAGGCCCGCCCGCCGUGGUAGCGGCAGGAGGCUGCCAAGGCCGGACUCCCUCAUCUUCUACCGCCAGAAGCGGGACUGCAAGGCUUCGGUGAACAAAGAGAACGCCAAGGGCCAGGGGCUGGUGCGGCGCCUCUUCCUGGGCACCCCCCGAGACGCCACCUCGAGCAGCCCGGGCCCAACGGAGCGACCUACGGCUCCUGGGGGUUGGGCUGCGCCCCAAGAUACCCCGGAAGAGGCGGGAAAGCGGCCUCUGUGCCCCACGUGUUCGCUGCCCCUGUCUGAAAAGGAGCGCUUCUUCAACUACUGCGGCCUGGAACGCGCGCUGGUGGAGGUGCUGGGCGCCGAGCGCUUCUCUCCGCAGAGCUGGGGCGCCGACGCCAGUCCCCAGCCCGGAACGUCGCAGCCACCCUGCUCCGGGGACGCCAGCGACUGGACGUCCAGCGACGAAGGCGCAGAUCGCUCGGAUCCUGCAGGCGGAGGCCACGGCGGCGGAGGCUCGGAGGCGGCGGGCUCGGCGCGGGACGGGCGCCCCCCGGUGUCGGUGGUGGAGCGCAACGCGCGCGUCAUCCAGUGGUUGUACGGCUGCCAGCGCGCCCGCGGCUCACCGCGCGAGUCUGAGGUGUGA